Aspergillus heteromorphus CBS 117.55 is the source of this 2886-nucleotide messenger RNA. RefSeq lists its product as uncharacterized. The record is from RefSeq and is a predicted model, not a curated record. NCBI's taxonomy places the organism in Eukaryota, Fungi, Ascomycota, Eurotiomycetes, Eurotiales, Aspergillaceae. The transcript has a single exon. Bases 396 to 2747 code for a protein of 783 amino acids.
AUAAUAGAUUUUAAUUAAACCCACCCAAAAAGCCGCCACCAAAAGAUUGAUAGAAGACCUUGGGUAUGGAUUAAGCCUAGAAAGUCGGCGGCAGUACCGUCCGUACCUUAAAAGAAUGAAGCUGUGGCGGUUCCGCCGGACAAUCUGAGCAUUGUAUUUAGUGGCAGGUCACUUCUGGCAGAUAAAAAGAAUAAAAUGUCCGAACUACCAAGGGGCUUCGUGGCUGGGGCGGCACAUAAGUAAAUCCGAGGGCCGAGAACUCCGCAUAACGCGUCAGGCAACAACACCACCCCUAGAGUCUUAUCACUCACCUUCUGUGACGGCAGUGAUGAAUCAUGGGGACCUGCCCAAAACCAACGCAGUUUGACAAUAACUAGGAUACAAUAACAUCCAAAAUGUCCCAGCAAGAGCUACAGGAUCUACUCCGGCGCCUUGGAGAGGAGCAACAACGACGAGAACGAGCCGAACGGUCACAGAUAGAGGAGCAACGACUACGAGAAGAAGAACGACGACGACGAGAAGAAGAACGAGAAGAAGAACGGCGACGACGAGACCAGGUUGAGGCAGAACUGAGAGAUCAAAGGGUUCAAAUCCAAGAAACGACACUCCCCGAAUUUCUUGAUGGCUGCCAUGUGCAUUUAUUUCUCGAGCUUUCCGUACAACAAGAUAAAAACUCAUCAACCAAGGGCGAUCCGGCAAACGCCGACCGUAAGCUCCGCCCGGAUAAAAUUCGUGAAUGGACCAGUUUUCCGACCGAACAGGCUUCCAUAUGGAAGGACUUGAUGGACAUUAAGUUUAUAACAGAGCGUCAUUUCACACCUCUUUUAGUUUUAAAAGAAUACGGGAAGGAGGUCCGGCAAAGAACAAUAGGCUCUGAGCUAGAUUUGGGAUACUUUCAAAGACAGACUGUGGAGUCGCGUGUCGCUUCCGUCGUGACACAGCUAUAUGCAAAUCCUCAACUUCGACAAACUUUCUGUUUGAAGGGCGAUAUCGCUUUCGAAAACCACGCCAAUAGCUUAACAGAUGAGUCGAAUAUAUACGCAGACAUGGGCUCUCUGAGCCUGUCCCAAAGACAGCCCCGUCGCUCGGACCGCUUAGCCGCAAAAUCCAAAGUUGACCGUUCAGCACAACCGCCGCAGAGAGGUCAGAAAAAUAUACAAACACGGACUUCUCGGCCUCGAGCAGACCAGUUCUGUGUUUACAACAAAGGCCCAGAAGAGAAGAUUCCGGCUUUUAUUGUUGAGUACAAGGCACCUCAUAAGGUCUCUCUAGCUCACAUCAGGGCUGGACUUCAAGAUAUGGAUCUGGACGAGGUCCUCCAUGUGCAGAGAGAAGAAUCACCGGAGGAUAUAUGUCGUCGUGUUAUGGCCGCAAUUAUUACCCAAACAUUCUCUUAUAUGAUCCUUUGUGGGGUAGAGUUCGGCUUGGCCUGCACCGGUGAGGCGUAUAUAUAUCUUCGCGUCCUGGACCACGAUCCUUCUACAGUGUACUACUACCUGUCUGUGCCGAAGGAGGAUAUCGGCUCAACCACCGGAUGGGCAGGCGAUCUUAAUAGUGAUAAUCAACUGCAUCUGACUGCAGUCGGCCAGAUGGUGGCAUUCACUCUUCGCGCGUUGCGAGAACCGGUACGAGACAUCGCUUGGACAAACUGGGCGGCCGACAUAUUAAAGACUUGGGAGAUGAUAUAUGACGAUCUUUUAGAGGAGAUUGCGGAGAAGGACAUCCCUGCUUCUGACUUUAAACCAUUGUCUCGAAGUCGCUUGGAAUACUCCCGAGUAUCUCCUGUUAAGACUAGAUCCAGAUCUGCCAUUGCCGCGAUCUGUAACCCUUCGCGGGGCUCAAGAUCAUCCAGUCAUGAUGACUCUGAAGAUGGUUUUGAUCCUAAUACUCCGAGUCGACGACCUCCAGAGUCCCGCCUUUCUCACCCAUCGGGUUCCUCGUCUUUAUCGACGGGUCCGAAAUCGCACGGAUCACGCUCCCAAGGCAAGUCACGGCAGUAUUGCACCCAAGAGUGCCUUUUAGGCCUGAUCAAAGAGCGGAAGUUAGAUCGAAAUUGCCCCAACGUGUCUGAUCAUGGGAUUGAACAACAUCAACUAAACCGGAUAACUCUUAUGCGACGGCUCAAGCAGCAGCUCUCUUAUUCUAAUUCAAGGCCGAACACAAAAUCAGGAUGCGAAUCGCUGCAUGUGCACGGGACACGUGGGGCACUUUUUAAAAUCACUCUCUGGUCUCACGGUUAUACAUUUGUAGGAAAAGGCGUGCCGAUAGAAUUUGUGAACGGCUUGAAGCAUGAGAAGCUUGUAUAUUCACGUCUUGCCUCAGUUCAAGGGAUGUUUGUGCCAGUUUUCCUUGGCAGUCUGCAGCUUCACCGCCCGUUUUCUUAUGAUGGUAUCGUGGAGAUUGUUCAACUGAUGUGUAUGGGCUUCGCCGGAAGGACUCUUGCCCGUCAGCAUGCGCUUAAUCGCCAUCAGAUGAUUCAACGAGCAGAGAUCUCACUGCGAAAGAUUCAUAGUUUUGGUGUGCUUCAUAGCGAUCCCAUACCGGGGAAUAUGACCUGGAACGAGCAGGACCGCUGUGUGAUGUUUAUCGACUUUGAGCGCUCAGUCCUGCAACCUCAACGCCGAAUGCCACUGGGUCUUAUUUGUAAUCAAGAGCAUAAACAGGAGGCCGGGCCCUUGGAGAAGAGUCCUAACAAACAUAUGGACUGUUUUGAGCGGGAGAAAAGGCGGAUGAUUAAUGGGCUAUAAUGAUAGGGUAGGAAAUGGGCCCUUUUUAAUCGCUGAUCGGAGUGAUAUUACUAUUCUGCUUUGAAGGGCAAGGAUAUCUAAUUCACAUCAAUCCUCCGGGUAUCUUAUACAUCAGUUCACCGCGCAUUUACCCCUUUAU